Strongylus vulgaris is the source of this 123-nucleotide messenger RNA. Lineage: Eukaryota; Metazoa; Nematoda; Chromadorea; Rhabditida; Strongylidae. The record is from the annotation of a GenBank genome assembly.
AGCGAUAUCGAUGUAUCAGUUCUGCAUAGAUCUAGCGAAGAUGAAGAUGGUGCGGAUCAUUCCGGAGGUGACGAUCGCGCUGUUUCAGUGGACGAAAGCGGCACACUGAAAAUCACGAUUUAA